This is a messenger RNA of Fusarium graminearum PH-1, 738 nucleotides long. RefSeq lists its product as uncharacterized. The coding region runs from base 1 to 738 and encodes 245 amino acids. The record is from RefSeq and is a predicted model, not a curated record. The transcript has 2 exons. Lineage: Eukaryota; Fungi; Ascomycota; Sordariomycetes; Hypocreales; Nectriaceae.
AUGUUUCAGCCUCAACCCACGCCUUUUGCCUCCUCCAGCUUCGCGUCGUAUGGCCUAGCUUCCAACUUGGACUUUGGCUUUCCCGUGUCCGCUGGAGGUGGAGGUACUAACACUGCUGCGACCACCGCUGGUACUGCCACAACCAACGCUACCACUACGGCCACUUCCACCGCUGGAUACUACAACCCUUCAGCGCCCUCACAGCAGCAGCAGCAGCAGCAGCAGCAGCAACUUGCCCAGUCGCAUUCACAGCUGCAAUCGCAAUCGCAAUCUCACACUCAUCAACCACAACAACAAUUACCUUUGCACCACCAACACCAGAACCAACAUCCGCCCCAGCCGCAUCUUGUUCACCACCAGCAUAUUUCCCCUCGACAACAACAGCUUUCCACCUCAGCCGCACCUCCCCCCUCAUCGCCCUACUCCAACUCUGCCUCUGCUUCUGUUUCUACGCCUUCGCAAACCUCAAACUCAAACCCUUCUUCCUCACCAAGCUUAGCGCAACUUCAGAACCACACAAGACUACACCAACACCGCCACCAGCAAUACCCAACCCAGGUGGUGCUCAAGAUGGAGGAUCAAGGCCAGCACGGCAUGGCCGCCCAGCAGGAUGCUGCUCGUCACUAUCAGCCUGUUCUCGAGGGCCUCAAAGUUGGGAACAAAAUCCUCAGCGAUGCCAUUACCAACGAGUACGCAAAGGCUGACCCUGUUUACGUUGAAAAGACAAUCGUACGUUGA